AUGCCUGACAUCCGCUUUUACGAUAAUAUGUUAUUCAACUAUGAAACAACAAACAGGACAUAUUUUCAACCUGAAAUAAUAAAUUAUUAUCCCCCAACAUUGUACCAAGAGAAAGUAACGCGCCCAAGACCCGCAUACAAACCGUUAAAGAAUAUCCAUACUCUUACAGAGUUCAAGAAACACGAUUUACCUACGGAAUUAUUUGCAAACCAAAAGCAAAUUAUCCGUAAAGAUGCUCGCAAAGUCCACAGCACUGGCAUUGUAAGUUUUCUAAUUUGUAACUACAUAUUGCCAUACGCCUUAGCUAGGCUAGAAUGUGCCCAUCUUUACCACAUUUCAGCACUUUUUCAGUCUUUAUCUCAAUGGAAAAAAAUCGUCUUUCUUUCGAUAUUUUUAGUAGGUCUGACAUAA
This is a messenger RNA of Pieris macdunnoughi, 411 nucleotides long. Lineage: Eukaryota; Metazoa; Arthropoda; Insecta; Lepidoptera; Pieridae. The record is from the annotation of a GenBank genome assembly.